Molecule: messenger RNA, 2387 nt
Organism: Suricata suricatta (meerkat)
Lineage: Eukaryota; Metazoa; Chordata; Mammalia; Carnivora; Herpestidae
Gene: SNX24
Product: sorting nexin 24
Exons: 10
Coding region: 1-900 (299 amino acids)
Molecular function (GO): phosphatidylinositol phosphate binding
Source: RefSeq, a predicted model, not a curated record
AUGAGACACGUAAAAACGCUACACUCAGAGGCAGUUCUUGAGAAGUGGAGGAAGAAGCCAGAGCGUUGGUCUCUGCGACCCGCCGACUUUGAGGAUCGGUAUCACAAUACCAUUCCCAGCUUCGCCGCGAGCCCAGACCGAGACGCUGACCUUGACUCGAAGGCAAAUAGAAAAGUCUCGGAGCUGCAUGUUUUCCCUCCCCGCGGCCCUGCCAUCCGCUCGGGGUGGUGUCUCGGGAACCGGAGACGCAGCGCGGGGGCCAGCGCCCGCAGGACGGGGAGCGCCCGGGUGCGGCCCGGUGCCGGCGCCUGGCGCGGAGGCGCGCACACCCCUUUUCUGCAGACUCACAGCCCGGGGUGGGCUGCGUGCGUGUCUGGCCCCGCCGCCCCCUCUCUGCCCGGGCGGGAGCGGCUUCGCGGCGGGUUGCUGUUGGUUUCCAAGUUCCACGAGGUGUUUAAGAUAGAAGUGCUAAUGAAUGGAAGAAAACAUUUUGUUGAAAAAAGAUACAGCGAAUUUCAUGCCUUGCACAAAAAGCUUAAGAAAUGUAUAAAAACUCCAGAAAUCCCUUCUAAACAUGUUAGGAACUGGGUCCCCAAAGUCUUGGAGCAACGGCGACAAGGUUUGGAAACAUAUUUACAGGCUGUCAUUUUAGAGAAUGAAGAGCUCCCCAAGCUGUUCCUUGAUUUCCUAAACGUGCGGCACUUGCCCUCUCUACCAAAGGCAGAGAGUUGUGGAUCGUUUGAUGAGACAGAAUCUGAAGAAUCAAGCAAACUGUCCCACCAGCCGGUGCUGCUCUUCCUCAGGGACCCAUUCGUCUUGCCUGCAGCCAGCGAUUUUCCAAAUGUGGUUAUUGAAGGAGUUCUCCACGGGGUAUUUUACCCUCAUCUGCAGCCCAGGUAGAAAUCCUCCAUGGCUGGAAGGAGCUGAAGCAGGCUUCACGGAAAUCGAUGCCUACCAAAUUAACCUAAACUCUGUGACAUAGCAGCUCUAGCUAGUGGUCAAAUUCACAGCCCAGCUUAAUUCAGGGCAGGGACGUUUCCAUUAGAAUGGUGCUUUUAAAAAUAGAAACUGAACACACGCCCCCACCCCGGCGGUGCUGAGGUUGAGGCUGCAAGUUGAGGAGAUGGUAGCUGCCACUUUCGGAGCAGGUGAGAAGAAGGUUGUAGAAUGGCCCUUUGAGCACGGAGCGAAACCAGACGAAGUCACUCUCUGCUUAGGUUGCACCAUUUGCUAAUUGAACAUCUUAUCCUGGAACAUCUGGAGACUGAUCUGCUUUGGUAACUUGCUGUGGUUGCUGCUGUUCCGAUUUUAUGACACUCAUCUUUUCAUCAUGAGAUUUUCUCAGUCGGCGAUAGAUACAUUCUCAAGCGCCGGCGCCAGGGGAGUAUCACAGAAACGCCCUGUGCUAACUGUGAGGACGGAACUAAACUGGAAAUUGUGUUUUUCUGUCCACGUUAGGACAUGUUUUAAAAGUCAUGUCAUUUCUAUUUACAGUGCAGUAGCGUUGCGUCCUAGCUAGGGACUAGCUUCCAGUGUCAGUACCUAAAAUGAAAUGGAGUAUCCCGAUUAUCCCCGACCGCCCUUCAGGAAGACGCCGUCUUGAAAAUCUGUACAUCCAGCACAUUCGGGUUUUCUGCCAACGUCGGGAGAAAUGGCCGUUUCUUCCACUGAAGACCAGUGGGAAUUGUUAGUGUUUGUUUAGGACAAUUUUGUACACAACUACGUACCUUUUCACACUAGAAUGAGACUGAGUCCCUCAAGAUGCUUUCCAAGAGGCAGAUAUGACCUGACUCACUGAGGAGACACCAGAGUGACAAGCCUCGCUUCGAUUUCCUCAAGGUUCUUCCGCGUCAUCCAGGUUUCCUCGUUCGUUCAAUAAGUGGAGCUGUCACCAGAGUAGUCAUUUCCCGUUUCGUUUCCUUUUCACUGACCUCCUGUGUGGAGUCUGCGGAAGUUAAGUGUGUCUGUGACCCCCUCCGCUCGACAUCGCACACACGUUCAUAUCUGGAGGAGCAGAGGAUGAAAAUCAUACGCAAGCAUGAUGUCUGUGCGUAUUCAGGCAUUUCAUGGAAAACUAAUCAAGAGCUAGCCUAUUUAUGGUAAUUAAUUUUACUAAGCUGCUUUGUGGGGGACAAAUAUUUGGAUUCAAGAUGAAUAACUGAAUCAUGGUUUUUGGUUAGGAUUAUAUAUAUAGGUUUCAAGCCUGCUGCAAACGUUUAGGGAUACAUUUACAAUAGCUCUGUGACUUCAUGCUGGAAACAGGCAAGGACUAAAUAAUCAAGUGUCAUGAACCAAAAAUAACUGAAUGCUCAAGUGUUGGAGAUAUUUUUUAAAUAUUUCGUUGUUAGCUAUUUUGAGUUAAAUAAAAAUGAAGAACAAGAAAUAUU